This is a messenger RNA of Paramecium tetraurelia, 1617 nucleotides long. RefSeq lists its product as uncharacterized. NCBI's taxonomy places the organism in Eukaryota, Ciliophora, Oligohymenophorea, Peniculida, Parameciidae. Gene Ontology annotation, molecular function: protein serine/threonine kinase activity; ATP binding. The transcript is spliced from 6 exons. The record is from RefSeq and is a predicted model, not a curated record. Gene Ontology annotation, biological process: mitotic DNA damage checkpoint signaling; protein phosphorylation. Gene Ontology annotation, cellular component: cytoplasm; nucleus.
AUGCAAAGCAAAACACAAAUCAAUUACGACCUAGCAACUUUCAGCACAAUUUGCCAGAGAAAGCAUAUACUAAAAGAUAUCACUUACUUUCUAUAUAUCAUCGAUGACACUAUGAUUCUUACCAAUGAACUCGAAUCUUAAUAGCCUAAAUAUUAACUACCAUUGAAUUUUGAAACCAGGAUUUGUUGGACUUUUGAAAAGGACAGAUAACUUUCUUAAUUUGGGUUUGAGUACAAAGGUUCAGUCAAAUAUUUUGUUGCUAAAGAUGAGGAAAUCAGAAAAUUGAAAUUUCAUCUCAGAAAUAAAAUCAUGUUCAAGGAUGUGAGUGAUUUCUAUUAACCCUUGAAAUUAUUAGGGAAGGGAGGAUCUUCUAAAGUGUACCUUGUAGUGGAUAAAGAUAACAAGCACGAUUUCGCAUCAAAAUGUGUUGAAAAGAGAUAUCUAAAAGAAGAUGGUGGAUUUCAAGCCUUGUUUAACGAGAUAAAUUUGAUGGCCAUAUUAGAUCACGAAUCUGUUGUAAAAUUGGAGGAAGUCUAUGAAGGAGAAAAUACAUUUUAUUUGAUACUUGAACAUCUCAAAGGGAACUCAUUACACGACGUCUUAAGUAAAGGGUAACUAACACAAUUAAACUGGGACUAAAUCAAAUCAAUAUUAUGGCAAAUCUUGACAGGAGUUGCAAGAAUGCAUCAAUUGGACAUAAUGCACAGAGAUUUAAAACCUGAAAAUAUUAUGUUUAAAGAAGCUAAUUAAAUCACAGGAUUGAGAAUUGUAGAUUUUGGUUUAGCAACAUAAACCCAUGUCUAAAAUUACCCAUUUCCCAAAUGUGGCACACCUGGAUAUGUCGCACCUGAGAUAGCAAAUCUUAGAGAUUUAACUUUCAAAUAUGAUAAGAUUUGCGAUAUCUUUAGUGUGGGAUGCAUUUUCUAUAAAUUAAUCACUUCAAAGGAUUUGUUUCCAGGAAAUGAUUAUCAUGAAAUCUUAAAGUUGAAUAAGAAGUGCAUUAUCAAUUUAGAUAAUCUAAGCAUUUACAGAACGCCUUAAGCAGCCAUGGAACUUAUUUAAUUAAUGUUAUAAGUGGAUCCACAUUAGAGAAUCUCUGCAUAAUAGGCCUUGGAACAUCCAUUUUUUUCGGGAGGUUUUACUGAUAGAAAAUUGAAAUUCUAAUCCUAGAAAAAAGGCUCUGGAUAAGGGAAGUUAUGGCAGACUUCCACAUUUCGAAUGGAAAAAUCAGAUAAAUUACAACUGCCAGAGAUCAAAUAGAAAUCAAAAUAAAGAGAUGAGGAUGAAGUAGAAGAUGAAAAAAUUAAAAUUAAAGUUCCUGUUAUGAAUAGUCCAAGAUUAGCAUAACACGCUAAACGUAAAAAUUUAGCAUUAGCUGAUGGUUCACCUACAGAAAACCCUAAAAAGAGUGCAUUUAAAAAAUUUUCUACUUAAGAAUUCGAUCAACAGUCACCUGAUACUUGUUCACCAGAUUCAGCUAGACAACAUCCUACAUUAAUCAUUAACAAUAGUCCUAAACUUGUAUAGAGUUAAACAUUAAAACGAAAGUUUACUUAUAAAAAUUAUCACUAACAUUAAGCAAUUUAUGAAGUUGAUGAUGAGUAAAAAAAUUAAUGA